CGUGGAUUCAUUUGGCCUCUCUUGGCUUGCCCUGAUUCGUCCCCGCCGCCUCACCCGCUUAAGCCGCCUAAGCCGCCUCUGGACGAUUGUCAGAGAGCGCAUCGCUGCCAUCGAACCAUUCAGUCUGUCGACGAGAUAGAGCAUUCGGGCGCGUCCCUCGGCGCUUUCAAGACGACGCUCCUGCUGCUGCUGCCAUUGCCAUCGUCUUGCGCUCAGUAA
This is a messenger RNA of Bipolaris zeicola 26-R-13, 219 nucleotides long. RefSeq lists its product as uncharacterized. The transcript has a single exon. The record is from RefSeq and is a predicted model, not a curated record. NCBI's taxonomy places the organism in Eukaryota, Fungi, Ascomycota, Dothideomycetes, Pleosporales, Pleosporaceae. The annotation marks the transcript as partial.